Penaeus monodon (black tiger shrimp) is the source of this 1051-nucleotide messenger RNA. RefSeq lists its product as uncharacterized. Lineage: Eukaryota; Metazoa; Arthropoda; Malacostraca; Decapoda; Penaeidae. The record is from RefSeq and is a predicted model, not a curated record. Bases 303 to 848 code for a protein of 181 amino acids. The transcript has 3 exons. Gene Ontology annotation, molecular function: chitin binding. Gene Ontology annotation, cellular component: extracellular region.
AUAAAAAUUAGACGUGGGAGAGACUAUCUCUACAAACCCUACAAUAAAUGGGUUUAUCUAAGACUUCGUGAUUACUUCGUUGGUAAACGAGGAUGGGAGAUAACGAAGCGCAUAUCUUAUGAUUACAGAUCUUGUGCAAUCAAGAUCCACUCUUUCAUCAGGAUUACAGACUCACUGCAUUUCCCACAGACGCUCACGAAGGUCAGUGGGAGGAGCUGUGCCUCGGUCAGUGGACAUAUAAGGCUGACUAACAACAUUUCAGCAACAGUUCGCAGUCUCUCGAUACUAGAUUCCUCUGAACAAUGCAUUCUCUUGUCUUGUCUGCUGUUCUCUGCGUCGUUGUGGCGGACACUCACAAUGGCUUCGGGGGGCCUUCUCUCAGCAACAGUUAUGCGCCCCCAAGUAACACAUAUGGCACGCCCAACGGCGCCUACGGAGUAGACCCUGAGAUUGCCGCUUUGGCUGAGAAUAUUCCUGGGGGCGGUGUCCCCGGCGAGGACUACCCCAUCUUGGCUUCUGUGCCCGACACCGGCUUCUCGUGUGAUGCCCAGGCGGUGCAAGGUUAUUACGCUGACACUGCGCCUGAAGCCGGAUGCCAGGUGUUCCAUAUCUGCCAGGACCGUGCCCUCAGGCGCCAGCAAGACUCCUUCCUGUGCCCCAACGGUACCAUCUUCAACCAGCAGUACCUGGUAUGUGACUGGUGGUUCAACGUGGACUGUUCUCAAGCUGAAAGCUUCUACUCCGUCAACGAACUCAUCGGAGUCGUUCCCGACGCCGGUUAUGCUUAUGCUGCCGCCACCAAUGGUCUUGCCAUCGGCAACGGCAACGGGUAUGGAAAUAGGAAAUGAAUGAUGAUAGAAAUGGCAAAUCCUUUUUAAGAAAUUUUGCAAUGGCAUUGCAGAUAUGAUUAGAUAAUCUUUCUGUAAUUAACCGACUGGCUUCAUAAUUAUUUACUUCACAGUUAAGCAUAAUUGCUGCAUAUGUCUGAUUUGUAUAUCACGUAUUUAUUCCCAAUAUUUAUUCAGGAAUUAAAAUGAAGACUUUGAAGAAA